This is a messenger RNA of Rhagoletis zephyria (snowberry fruit fly), 1341 nucleotides long. RefSeq lists its product as uncharacterized. NCBI's taxonomy places the organism in Eukaryota, Metazoa, Arthropoda, Insecta, Diptera, Tephritidae. The record is from RefSeq and is a predicted model, not a curated record.
AGUCAUGUCUCACUAUUUAAGUGGCAUUGAAGUGAAGAAAGUGUACUUGCGAUUAUUUUGUAAAAAUUUAAUAAAAUGUAUCUUGUUGAUAACAUGAAUUCAGUUUCCGAUCAAUCCGCUUUUGGAUUUAUCCAAAUAUCGAUUUAAAAAGGUUUUGUAGUUUCAGUAAAACAUUUGCAACGAUACCAUGCCUUCAUAUCCUUACGAAUCCUAUCUACAGGAAAUUGCCAAUCUCAUAACAAUAAGAGACGAGGAUAGGCCUAUAUGCACAAAGGACUACGAUCGAAUACGGGACCAUGUAUUGAAUGGCAUGUGCUUCGUGGAUAACGUCUUCAAUAAGCUUUAUAAAGGCACUAGCCUAUUCGGAAGUUAUGCCAACAACGUGCGCAUAAAAUAUCCAGGUGAAUUCGAUGUAAUUUUCAUAUUGAGUAUCCCGUACUCCUCGCACAUUACUGUUACUAGGGACGUUAGUCGCCCUGGAUACGUUAGAUUGGAUUUAAGAAACACGCUGGAUGAAAUGUCCGAAAAUUACGGCUAUUCCGACGUUUACGAUCAUUUUUAUGAACUGGUCGAUAACUAUUACUACUUACGACGUUCUAAGUUGCAAACUUGGCUUGAAGAAGUUGUUGAAGAUUGUUUAGAUGAACGCGGGAAUCAAGUUCGUGGCUGCAUGGGUGAUUUAUACACCCUUACAUACUCGAAGCGCGGAUUAGCACAUACUAUAUUUGCGAAGUGCUCUAUACGUUCAUUGUCGAUAGAUUUCAUUCCUGGUAUUUGCUUUGGAUCAGAGGAGUGGAUGAAAAUAGUCCCUUAUCCUAAAUUUAAAUUUUGGGACAACAGCUACCAAUGGUACGCCGUUCCAAAGCCUCCGAGUGAUAGGCGGCGUUCCCGGUGUUUGUCUUUUAUGAUUGCCAACCCUAGAGUUGAAAGAAAACUUUUGCUGGACAGGCAAAAUUUGAAGGUCGUAUUCCGAUUGUUAAAAUCGCUACGUAAUGCUUAUAAAUUGGAUCGCCUUAAAAGUUAUUUUAUAACCACAGCCUUUUUAUGGGAAAUUGAGAGACAAAGUGAUGCAUUUUGGCAAAGUCCACUUUACGUUCUGUUGGAGCAUAUGUUAUAUGUUUUGGCUAAGGCUUUCUAUGACGGCCAUUUAUUGUUCUAUUGGGAUCGCGAAAAUAAUUUGUUGGACAUCUUGAGCGACGAGGAGAUAGGAUUCUAUGCACAGGAACUUCGACGUGCAUAUACAACAUUAAAACAGUACAAAACCGAACCCAACCUUACACUUAAACGGUGUCGAACUCAUUUCGAGCUUCCUUAGAAUACAUGGAUUCAGUGCGACUAUUU